Messenger RNA from Cydia fagiglandana, 5143 nucleotides. It is a transcript of the gene f, whose product is annotated as espin. Gene Ontology annotation, molecular function: actin filament binding. The record is from RefSeq and is a predicted model, not a curated record. NCBI's taxonomy places the organism in Eukaryota, Metazoa, Arthropoda, Insecta, Lepidoptera, Tortricidae. The transcript is spliced from 15 exons. Gene Ontology annotation, biological process: actin filament bundle assembly. Gene Ontology annotation, cellular component: cytoplasm. Bases 68 to 2767 code for a protein of 899 amino acids.
UGGAUACUAGUUUUAAAGUGUGUAGAGUAAGUUACUCUGUGGGCCGCCGAAUCGCAAAGGUCGUGUGAUGUGGUACAUAAUAGUCGCAUUGUUUCUAAUAUGGCUGCUCGAGCACUUCCGGCGGAAACAGGCGCAGCCGCCGCACCACACGUGCCAAAUGAGCGGUCGCCUAGCUGUCGAGGGCUGGUGGUGUGGUCGUGCGAUGCCGCACGCGCACGGGCGCGCCAACAAUGGUGCGCUCGCGCUCCACUACGCGGCGGCGCGCGGUUGUUUAGACUGCGUGCGUCUGCUGGCUAACACAACGCCUGAUGUCUCUGCCAACACGGCGAUGGACAAUGACGUCACACCAGUAUACUUAGCCGCACAAGAGGGACACUUGGCCGUGCUAAAGUACUUAGUACUAGAAGCGGGGGGUCGCCUGGACGCGCGCGCCAGAGAUGGGAUGCUGCCAAUUCACGCCGCUGCGCAGACUGGGUGCUUGGACUGCGUUAAAUGGAUGAUCGUGGAGCGAGGCGUAGAUCCCAACGCGCGCGACGGAGACGGCGCUACUCCCCUCCACUUCGCCGCUUCACGUGGACAUCUGACUACAGUCCGCUGGCUAUUGAGACACGGGGCUAGACUACAUCUGGACAGACAUGGGAAGAGCCCUAUUAAUGACGCGGCAGAAAACCAUCAUUUAGAUUGUCUCAACGUACUGGUAGCGGCAGGCGCGGCGGGCGCCGACAGCAAGCAGUUGUCUUCAUACAAAGCGGUCCACUCCUGCGCAUGUACCCCAGGAGACGCCCGAUGCGCUCUACCAAACUGCAUCAACGCCAAUGGAACCCGCUCGCCCUUCUAUCUUCACGCGCCAGAACGCGAGCGCAGGGGUUCCGUAGCUGAGCGCAGGGGUUCCUUACCCUCCACACCGAUUGGGUCCAUUAGCUCAAGCCGCUCCGGACCAGCUGAUGGGCUGUAUGUCAACCCGAUGCAGAGGGCGUCCACCACUGUCACACAUCAUAGCUCGUCGGGGGAGGAUAGCUCAGCCUGCUCCGCCUCGGAUGCCGACGCCAGCAACGCCAGCGGCUGGUACCUCCACAACGCCACCCCAACCCCCAACGCACCAGCAGCACUGUACCAGCGAGUCAGAGACCUGUUCCACACCCGCUCCCCUGGGCCGAGAGUGCCGGCUGAGGGGCAGGAAGCGCCUGUUAUGACUGUAAAAGCUGAGAUCCACGGAUCCGAAGCGACCACGGUUCCCGAGCAGUCAGAUAGCGACAGUGGAGCCGAGGCGAUCCGUCGCGACCACCACUAUGAAGACAUCUACAUGCCCAAAGAAGAGACACACCAAAGGAGGAGGAGCAGUUCCCGCGACUCCGGCAGCCACAGCAGGCCCGGCAGCGCGGCGCUCAUCGUCGACUACACCACCAAAGAAGGCAUCGACAGCAUAAGCAAGGCAUAUGAAGAGGUGUCUCCUGCGCCCGAGAGCCACGCCAAAUCCACCAUCGCCACCAAACUGGCUGCGCUCACGCAUAAAGCACAGAACUUCGCCAGCCGCCUCUCCUCAGCCGCCGGCAGUCGUCGCGCCUCCGUGACGGAGGAGACCACCAUCGUCCAAGCCUCCGCUUCCUCCGGCGUAUCUUCCGGCGGCAGCUCCGGCGACGAGGCGCCCCCGCCGCCGCCGCCGCCGCCGCCACCGGCCGUGUUGGAAGAACCGGCGUUGAAGCCCUCGGAAUUGCGUAGCAGGCUGGCUCGCCGCGGCUCGGCGUCCGCAGACGAGGAGCGGCCGCGCGGGCUCAAUCUCGUGAACAAGCAAGCCGUGCUUCCGUUCGUGCCGCCGGCCUUCCCCCACAACGCGCCUGACAGGCUGAUCAAGCCCUCGGAGUACUUGAGAACAAUCACGGCGCCGUGUAAGCGGGACGACGCGGCGGCGGAGCCGCGCCCGCCGCCGCCGCCAGCGCUGAGCGACAGCGCGCCCCCUCCGCCACCCCCGCAGCCUCCUAUGACCGCCGCCCAGCCCCUAGCAGCCAUCAGCAGCGCCGAGCUAUGCGCUGUCCGCUUACGCGCACCGGCUGCUAAAACGCUCUCCGCUCCGCCGCCCGCCCGCUCAGUCAGCCUACAAUGCUUACCGAGCGCAGCGGAGAACUACAAAAGCGCGAAAAUAGACCUGAUAGAGGAACUGAAAAUGUCGAAGGAUAUCACUGGGAUCAAGAAGAUGAAGGUUGAGCGGGCGCGGAGGGAGAGUCUUCAGGAUAAGGAGACGUUCACGGAGUUCACGAAGCGGUUCACGGCGGAGAACUUCGUCGAUCAGGUACCGGAACGGGACGCCGCAGGGAACGUGAUUCCGGCAUGGAAGCGGCAGAUGCUGGCACGGAGAGCGGCGGAGAAGGCGAGGAGAGACUUGGAGAGGGAGCUGGCGGGUGAAGCGGAGAGGAGGCGCGCGGCGGCGGUGCCGGCGUGGAAGCGGCAGCUGCUGGCUAGGAGGGAGGAAGCGGAGAAUAGGUUGAGGCAAACCCUCUACACCCCGAAAGUGGAAGAAACUAACGGGACGAACGGCGAAUGGCGUGCGUACCCCAACGGCACGCAGAGGGCCGUGUCCAUCGACAACAUUACGCUAUGCUACGACACCCCCUCGCAGCCCGUGCGGGCGCCGUCGGAGGCCAAACUCUCUACCGAGCAUUGUAAUGGCCUCACAAAUGGUAAACACGAAGAAGAAGACGCAGACGCAAAGAUCAUCCCGUGGCGAGCGCAGCUGCGCAAGACCAACAGCAAGCUGAAUCUGCUCGAAUAGCUUAGUUAGCUUGUAAGGUUCCCUAGCUGGACGACGCCCCAAUCUAGCCACUCAUAAACUCGAUAAUUCUUUGUUCACCCCAUAUUUUUAUGUGUAUUUGAUGGCACCUAUUGGCAUAAUCAUCAUUAGCCACAUCAUCUUUUACAGAUGAUUAUUGUAGCGUCGGGUAGGAUCAGAUUGAAUAUUGCCCAGGUGGAUCACGUUCUCACGUUUGCCUGCGAUGUCUGUAAAAAUUAUCGACCCCCUCGGCUAGGUCUUCCAGACGUUUCCACGGGCGAUAGUAAGGUCCCAAGGGCUGUAGUUUGAAGACAUUUGAGAUAUGAAACUAGAAUCUGUACUAAAGCUCGUGACAGCAAUUAUAAAAUAUUUUAAAAUGUCAAAAACUACAAUGAUGGGUGGUUCAAACUCCUGAGGAUGUCUCAUGAGCGGUUGGGCCUCAAAAUCUACGAGAAUGUCAAAAGAAUUGGCCUGUUCGGGACAUAUAAAGAUAUAUUCGUCAGUGGCAUCAUGCAAUUUGUGCAAGUGGUAAUUUUACAUAAUGAAUUACGAUCGAAUGACCCUUGAAUAAAAAUUAAGAAUAGGGAUAUAUAUAGGGUUGCCAUAUGGAAGAAUUAAAUGUCCUGAUAAGAAUCCUGACAUCACCCUAAAAAUCCGGACAUUUCUUGUAACAGAGAUCUGGCGUAGCUUGAACGACGCCUCUGCGGUGUACUGUAUCGUGGAUCUACCUUUCGCUUUCCCUCCGCCCGACCCUGUAUCGCAUUCGUUACGCUGUAUAUCACGUGAACAUUUUCUUUACAAGGUCAUUCCUAAAAAUCCGGACACUUGCCAAGUCCGGCCGCAAUCCGGACAAAGGGUCAAAAAUCCUGACAUGUCCGGACAAAUCCGGUAUAUACCUAUAAGAUGAUAGACAGAUUGGGGUGCCCUAAGGCGUAACGUAGUUCUACAACGGUGACUUUUAUCGCACGGUUAUCUAAAUAUCUAUCGAAUAGUAAUAGAGCUCUGAUAAAGGCAAACCUAGCCACACUUUAUUGUCGAUUUUUUACACCUGGGGCCUUUGUCAAAAGUUUGACUUGUAAUACAAGCCGAAGUCCCUUUCUAACAAAAGCUGUCAAAUGUGACAUCCGCUUGUAUUACACGUUACAAGCUUUUGAGAAACGGGCCCCUGCAGACAUCUGAGACAUCAGGGCACCUUUCUAACAAAAUCUGCCAAAAAAUGUCAUUCGCUUGUAUUACAAGUUACAAGCUUUUGAUAAACAGGGCAUUGAUGUUAAGUAUAUCAUAAAAUAAUUAUGAAGAUUUAAUAUAGAAAUUGUCUAAAAAUACAAUAUAAAAGAGAACAGCUUCUGAAUGUUUAGCUUGUCGAUGAAGAGCUUGGCUAGGUUUACUUUGUCCAGGCAUAGCUUAGGUGAAAUGCCAUAAAAGCAUUGUAUAGCCGACACGAAUACCUAAGCUGCUAGUUAGUUCGUACUUAAAUAAGUUAAGCAGCGGUCCAAAUAUAUCCAUUUCAAAAUUUAAUCCAAAUUCUUUCCAUGAAGAGUUUCGAUUAUUAAAAUAUCCUUUGUCGAUACUGAUUGUGCAUUGACAUAGAUAUCUAGGGACUGGCCCUACGGACAAUAAUAAUGAGGCAUGACAGGGGCCAGUACAGCGGUGUGACAUCGGUACAACACGAUUGGUUGAUGAGUUCGCAUCACGCGCGCGAUUGGUUGAUGAGUUCGCAUCACGCGCGCGAUUGGUCGCAACUAGUUGCGUUAGACUGCACGAUUGGCUGGAAUUCGUGAGUCACACCGCUAAACUAGUACCAUUUUUAGUGCCCGUAAGGCCAGUCCAUAGAUAUAUACGUUAAUGUGAUUGUGUAUUUCAAAAGUUUUCGUAAUUACAAACAUUUUCGUCCAUAGAAAAAUAUUUGUAAGUUAUCAUAGUUUAUCUAUUUAAUAAAUGCGAUGUAAAUAAAUUCUUAUACUUUCUAAUUAUACACUUUUAUACUUUUACUAAUUUUUUAAUAGUUAAUAUUACUGGAAAUAUAAUUUCUAUGUAUGUAUGUAUAAAUGAGAUAUUGAAGAUACAUGUUUAAAAAAAUACUAUUUUAAUCAGUCUUUAAAUUAAAAAUAUUUGUAGACCAAAACAAUAUGAAAUUAUCGGCUUUAAAUGUUAAGUGGAACCUUGGGUAGCCAAAAUAACUUUUAAAUUAAGAAAAAAUAUUUAAUGAAACUAUAUUUCUAAGAGUUUUAUAAAAUGCAAGUGAUACCAUGGUUGCAAUAUUAGAUUAAGUUCGACGGCUUUGCUAACUUAUGUCCGAGAUUAUACGUUUCUGUAACGUUUUGUGUAACUUGUAUAAACGAUUUAUGUUUUUUGUUAAUAAAAAUGCUGUUGCUUUAA